AAGAAAAUUUGCUUGGCUCGAUUCAGCUUGUCUUGUCUAUUUUUCUUCUCCUACUCAAUCGGUGGCUGGUGAAAAAUGAAUUUGAAAUUGAUUGGAUUCUUGUUUGUUAUAGGAACAUGUCAGGCCAACUUGUUCAAUCUUCCACGUGCUGCCAUUCGUCUCACCAGAGAAUUUACUGGAAUGGACAAGCUCCCAGCUCCAGAAGAACUCGGAGGUGAAGAAUAUGAUAUGAAGAUUGAGGUCAACAAUGUCGUUGAAGAGAUGGUUGAUGAUAUGGAAGAUAGUAGUGAGGAAGAUACCCCAUUGGCACGAGUUGUUAAUGACGAUGAUUUAUUGUACAAAAAGGGUUUUCAUCUCGAUUCCCCAUUUGAACUGAACAAAAAGGUAAAUAAGCCUGUUGUGAGAUAUCCAAAUAUAGCUAAAAACAACCAAAAAAUUAGAGAAGAAAUUGUUUAUCCAGCGGAUUUUGAUGAACACGUUGUCGAAAUUUUGGACUCGAGAAAAGAGAGAAAAAUCGACUUGUCGCCAAUGAUCAAGGCCAAGCUGGAAAAGGGAUAUUAUGAGCCUAAUGAUGAAGCUCUUGUGGAUAUGAGCUCAGAGUCAGAAGAGUCUUCAGAAGAAUGGGAAGAAGCUCGUCCAUACCUCAAAUGUGGAUGUUUGAAGAAAUCUGGAAAAGUUUUCGAAUCAAAGACUGCACCAAGAGAAUGGGAAUCUAGUAGCUUCAAGUCAAACGACCUUCCAACUGGUUGGGACUGGAGAAAUGUUAGUGGAGUCAACUAUUGCUCUCCAACAAGAAACCAACAUAUUCCAGUCUAUUGUGGAUCUUGCUGGGUGUUCGGAACAACUGGAGCUCUCAACGAUCGUUUCAACGUUGCUCGCAAGGGAAGAUGGCCAAUGACUCAAUUGUCGCCACAGGAAAUUAUUGACUGCAAUGGAAAGGGAAAUUGUCAAGGUGGAGAAAUCGGAAAUGUGCUAGAGCACGCUAAGAUCCAAGGACUUGUGGAGGAAGGAUGCAAUGUCUACAGAGCCACAAAUGGAGAAUGUAACCCAUACCAUCGCUGUGGAUCUUGCUGGCCAAACGAGUGCUUCUCCCUUACCAACUACACUCGUUAUUACGUUAAGGAUUACGGACAGGUCCAGGGACGUGACAAAAUCAUGUCUGAAAUCAAGAAAGGAGGACCAAUUGCAUGUGCCAUUGGAGCAACAAAGAAAUUCGAGUAUGAAUAUGUGAAAGGAGUCUACUCAGAGAAGAGUGAUCUCGAAUCCAAUCAUAUCAUUUCACUCACUGGAUGGGGAGUUGAUGAGAACGGAGUUGAGUACUGGAUCGCCAGAAACAGUUGGGGAGAAGCUUGGGGAGAGCUCGGAUGGUUCCGUGUGGUCACUUCAAAGUUCAAGGAUGGACAAGGAGAUCAGUACAAUAUGGGAAUUGAACGUGAUUGUUAUUAUGCGGAUGUUGAUGUUUCCAACUUGACUUUCUGAGUGGAUAGGAAGAUCAAUGAUCAGAUGAAAAAUAAAUGAUAUUUAUUAGUUUGUUCUGAUGACUUGAAUAAAUUGUUCUGUUGGU
This is a messenger RNA of Caenorhabditis elegans, 1564 nucleotides long. RefSeq names its product cathepsin X (gene cpz-2). Gene Ontology annotation, molecular function: cysteine-type peptidase activity; cysteine-type carboxypeptidase activity; cysteine-type endopeptidase activity. Gene Ontology annotation, biological process: proteolysis. The coding region runs from base 76 to 1479 and encodes 467 amino acids. The record is from RefSeq and is marked reviewed. Lineage: Eukaryota; Metazoa; Nematoda; Chromadorea; Rhabditida; Rhabditidae. The transcript is spliced from 6 exons.